GAGCGGUGGAGACACUGACGAGGUACGCGCAAGAACGGGUGCAAAGUGCCGAAAACGUUCAAAAGGAGCGUCGGAAGAAUCCAUCUACGACUGGCUACGCGAAAACCCCGUAUCGCCGUUGACAAACAUUGUGCGCACCCCAAGUGGCUGGCAGACCCGGUGUUUCGGUUCAUUCGCCUGGACGACAAGCGCCUCCAACGAGCUAUCCAGGUGUUUAAUGACGAAAUGUGCUCGUACACCACCUUGGACUUUAUUGAAAUGUACCAGCACACCCAGCCUCUCUUUGAUGCCCCACACGGUGACCUCGCUACCUUUUACAUGGAUGUGCCCGCGUCAUUUGAUGCCAUGAUGGAACUAUUAAACUUUCAGUUUAAUGGCAUCCACGAGGAAGUGUCGGCCUUUGUAAACAACCUAUAUAGCCUGGUCGAGAAGGCGGUCCCCAAGAAAAACUGUAUGGAGAUUGUGUCCCCUCCGAGUGCAGGAAAAAACUUUUUUUUUGACCCCGUUCUUUCCUUUUACAUUAACCGCGGUACGAUCCGCAACUUUAACCGCUACACUAGCUUUCCACUUCAGGACACCGUGGGCCGUCGCAUCCUGGUGUGGAACGAGCCAAACUGUGAGUCGGCUGCUUUUGAUACUGUUAAAAAAAUUUUUGGCGGUGACGUAGAUUCGGUGGCGGUCAAGUACUCGGCUGAUCAGACCAUUUCCAGGACGCCCGUCAUUGUGCUCUCAAACAACGAGGUGUUUCCAGAUGACGAGGCCUUCAACCACCGCAUGUGGCGCUACAAGUGGCGAGCGUGUCCUCCACUAAAGAAAUACGACAAGAAGAUCCACCCGAUGGCCCUGGUCCUCCUGUUUGAUGCUUUUGUACUCGAAGAAACAUAAGUCGGCACGCGCCAGCUUGAUCAAUAAACAGCUUU
Rhipicephalus sanguineus (brown dog tick) is the source of this 920-nucleotide messenger RNA. RefSeq lists its product as uncharacterized. The record is from RefSeq and is a predicted model, not a curated record. The transcript has a single exon. NCBI's taxonomy places the organism in Eukaryota, Metazoa, Arthropoda, Arachnida, Ixodida, Ixodidae. Bases 226 to 885 code for a protein of 219 amino acids. Gene Ontology annotation, biological process: DNA replication. Gene Ontology annotation, molecular function: ATP binding; DNA helicase activity; DNA binding.